This is a messenger RNA of Raphanus sativus (radish), 2214 nucleotides long. RefSeq lists its product as uncharacterized. Gene Ontology annotation, biological process: intracellular signal transduction; peptidyl-serine phosphorylation. The coding region runs from base 270 to 1934 and encodes 554 amino acids. The record is from RefSeq and is a predicted model, not a curated record. Gene Ontology annotation, molecular function: ATP binding; protein serine/threonine kinase activity. The transcript has 13 exons. Lineage: Eukaryota; Viridiplantae; Streptophyta; Magnoliopsida; Brassicales; Brassicaceae.
UUUAUGCCUAAGAGAGGCAGAGUUUGUGCAUAUAAUUUGUCUACACAUCAAAAGCAACGAAAGCUUCAAACUUUCCUUUCUCCCUUUCUCUUUCACAGCAGACUGCAAAAUUUGAGGAAUCAAGUUCCCCUGAAUCGAGGUUCCCUCUCCUCUCCACUUAAACCCUCACCACCAAAAUCGACCCUCGCUCUCUCUUUCUCUUCCAAAGUCUCAAGCUUUGUUCUUCUGGGUGCAAAGACGCUAGAGAUUCUUUUUUGGUUUGGGAAGGGAUGGAUAUCGUCAAAGGUUGGCUCAAUAAGUUAAAGUCUAAAGGGAAAGACAAGUCCUCUAAAAAGAUGGAAGCGGCUACUAGAAGUAACAAUGUUAAGGAUGAAUCCAAAACAGCUGGAGGUGGUGAAGAAGCUGUGUCCAAUGUGACCAAGCAGAAGGCUGCCGCUGCGAAACAGUAUAUCGAAAAUCAUUACAAAAAACAAUUGCAAAGUCAGCAGCAAAGACAGGAGAGACGUAAUAUGCUGGAGAAUAAGUUAGCUGCUGCAGAAGUCUCUGAGGAAGAGCAAAAGAAUAUGCUGAAGGAUUUAGAGAAGAAAGAAACUGAAUACAUGCGACGUCAGAGACAUAAAAUGGGAACUGAUGACUUCGAGCCAUUGACAAUGAUAGGGAAAGGCGCUUUUGGAGAGGUUAGGAUCUGCAGGGAGAAGGGAACUGGCCAUGUCUAUGCUAUGAAAAAGCUCAAGAAAUCUGAGAUGCUUCGUAGAGGCCAGGUGGAACAUGUGAAAGCAGAGAGAAAUUUACUUGCAGAGGUUGACAGCAAUUGCAUAGUGAAGCUGUAUUGUUCAUUCCAAGACGAAGAGUAUCUGUAUCUUAUCAUGGAGUAUCUACCUGGUGGAGAUAUGAUGACGUUGCUUAUGAGGAAAGACACACUUACUGAAGAGGAGGCGAGGUUUUAUGUUGGGGAGACUGUCUUAGCUAUCGAGUCCAUUCAUAAGCACAACUAUAUCCACAGAGAUAUCAAGCCUGAUAAUCUGCUACUGGACAGAAGCGGUCACAUGAAACUAUCAGAUUUUGGAUUAUGUAAGCCAUUAGACUGUAGUAUUCUGGAGGAAAAGGAUUUCACAUUUGCGCAGAACGUUAGUGGGGCUUUACAAAGCGAUGGUCGCCCUGUGGCGCCUAGACGCUCCCGCUCCCAGAUGGAACAGCUUCAGAACUGGCAGAGAAACAGAAGGAUGCUUGCUUAUUCAACAGUUGGAACUCCUGAUUAUAUUGCUCCAGAAGUUUUGCUGAAGAAAGGGUAUGGAAUGGAAUGUGAUUGGUGGUCUCUUGGUGCCAUAAUGUAUGAAAUGCUUGUGGGGUUUCCACCAUUUUAUUCAGAUGAUCCAAUGACAACUUGUAGGAAGAUAGUAAAUUGGAGAAACUAUUUGAAGUUCCCAGAAGAGGCUAGAUUAUCACCAGAAGCUAAGGAUCUCAUCUGUAGACUUUUAUGUAACGUAGAACAAAGGCUUGGAACAAAAGGAGCCAAUGAAAUUAAGGAUCAUCCUUGGUUCGUAGGUGUGGAAUGGGGAAAGUUAUAUCAAAUGAAGGCUGCUUUUAUUCCCCAAGUCAAUGACGAGUUGGACACCCAGAACUUCGAAAAGUUUGAUGAGACUGACAAGCAAGUUUCAAAGGUGACAAGAUCAGGUCCAUGGAGAAAGAUGCUGUCAUCUAAAGACAUAAACUUUGUGGGUUAUACUUACAAGAACGUUGAAAUAGUGGAUGAAGAUCAGUUGUCAGGGAUAGCUGAGCUGAAGAAGAAGAGCAGCAAGCCAAAGCGGCCAUCAAUUAAAUCCCUCUUUGAGGAUGAAUCAGCGAGUAGCAACACAAGUCACCAAGGAAGCUUCUUGAACCUCUUGCCACAAGUUCCAGAGAAAGAAGGCAAAUCCAGCUCAUCAUCCGGUUGACGACAAUGUGGCUGUCACAAGCCUAAACCAAAACUUGUAGAGAGACAGAGAGAGAUACAACAUUCAUUUUAAAUUAACAGGUUUGAGUUUUCGAAUUCAGGGUUCGAGAAAGUACAGUUUCCCCUCGUGCCCUUUGAUAUUUGUGUGGAGAUAGAGAGAGUUUUUAAGUAUUGUUCAAACAGUUUCCAGAGAGAGAUUGAUAUGGUUUGGUUGAUUUGAUAUCUUCUUGUUCAAAAGGUGGUUUUAUUUUAAGUACAAACCAAGUAAAAUAUUAUCAUUA